AUGAAUCAAACCAAGUUGUUCACUAUGCUAUUGCUAGCAACUUAUUGCGUUUGGAAGUUGUACGGAUUUUUCCCUUUAUGUUUCGACACCAAAGCAAAAAUACUCAGACCAUCUCGACUGUCAUACUGUUACUCGGUUGUUUUUGUUCUCGUUUUCGCCGUUGGAAUGUUCUAUCUUUAUUGGUUCGUAGGGUCAUCAAUGCUUAAAAUGGUUGACUGUAUGGACAAGUUGAGUGGGUUUGAGAAGGAUCAACCCUAUUGGACAACACAUCCGAGAGAUAAGAAGCAAAUUUGCUACCGGGUGGCGACUGAUCUAAAUAAAUUGGCGUAUCUUCACCAGGAUGUCACGACGGUCACAAAAAUGAUUGUUAAAACGUUGGACUAUUCCCUACUGCUGGUCAUCCUUUGGUGUUUUCUCAUCACAAUCGCCGGAAUCUUCUACACGUACACUUCGCUGGUGAUGGACAUUCGGGACAACGUGAAACUGUCCUUCAUAAAGUACUGCCACUCGUUUGGGGUGUCGUUCUUCCAGGCGCUUCAGUUUUACUACAUUGUUUCGGGAUCGGCGCUGCUUACCAAACGGGCCGAAAAAACUGGCGUUGUGGUGAAUCGGUUCUUCAAGACCGAUAUUGACGAACGGACCGAGCGGACGAUCAACAUGUUCUCAAUGGGGCUUCUUCACCAAACAUACAGUGUGGAAAACUUUGGCAUGUUUAAGGUCGACUUCACCUUGAUGUAUUCGAUGGUCGGCACCAUUACAUCAUAUCUAAUAAUAAUGGUACAAUUUCAGUUGUCCAAUCAGUGA
Messenger RNA from Wyeomyia smithii (pitcher-plant mosquito), 804 nucleotides. Its product is annotated as putative gustatory receptor 28b. The coding region runs from base 1 to 804 and encodes 267 amino acids. Lineage: Eukaryota; Metazoa; Arthropoda; Insecta; Diptera; Culicidae. The transcript has 5 exons. Gene Ontology annotation, biological process: sensory perception of taste. The record is from RefSeq and is a predicted model, not a curated record. Gene Ontology annotation, cellular component: membrane; axon; dendrite.